Hyalella azteca is the source of this 4029-nucleotide messenger RNA. RefSeq names its product ral GTPase-activating protein subunit alpha-2. The transcript has 13 exons. Lineage: Eukaryota; Metazoa; Arthropoda; Malacostraca; Amphipoda; Hyalellidae. Gene Ontology annotation, biological process: positive regulation of GTPase activity; regulation of small GTPase mediated signal transduction. The record is from RefSeq and is a predicted model, not a curated record. Gene Ontology annotation, molecular function: GTPase activator activity. Gene Ontology annotation, cellular component: cytoplasm; nucleus. The annotation marks the transcript as partial.
GUUCUGGACGUGGUGAGCACGGGUGGAGCGAGCGGUACGGUGCUCAGCAAGGCCCCAGCGGUGCAGGUGGCAGACUUCAGCACCGCGGUGCGGGAGGACGCGCCUCGUGACAGUCGCUCCGACACACUCAAGCGCGCUCAGGCUGGCCUCGCGCCCGGCGUCUCUACCACCGUCAGGCUAGCAGCCAGGACUAUGAGCCAGCAUCUCCUGAACCACCUGUGGCACUUCCCUUUGGGUGUCGGCGCCCAGCGACUCUCCUCCCUUGUAGUGGAGAGCGACGACCUGCCGGGCUGUGCUUCUGAGGAACUCACCGGAGAUGUUUUCCUGUCUCCACACGUGCAGAUCUUCGCCCUAAACAACAAUUGCCUCUUCUCAAUGGUGCAGCUGCCUGCUCUGCACGGCCCUGGGGGCGGAGUUGCUGGAUUUGUUACUCCGUCAUCUGAGGUACGACUCAUCAUGCGCGAUCUAUCGGGCAAGUUCUCGUGGGACGCGUCGAUGUUAUGUGCCCCGCCCUCCGAUGUACUGGACAGCUGCAACAGCUCCGGCCUGCCGUCCCUGGACGACAGCUGCAGCACACAACACGACCACGGCGCUGCUAAUGUAACGCCUUAUUCAGGCCACGACCGUGCUGCUCUCAACACGGCGGGCUCCGUUACUUCAUCACACGAGCUCCACCUGAGCCGGGACGACCUUAUGAGCAGCAGCCUGGUGGGGGCGCCUCUGAUGGCCCCACGCAACAUGACUCGCCGUCGGCCCCCAGGGGCGUUGCCCUCUCACCAGGACUCGGCCCACGACCUCGACAACCUCGACGACCUACUGAGCUACAUCGGGCACACGAGCCCCGAGGUGCUGGAACAAGUAGGCGGGCCCCUGAACGAAGCGGGCGCCCCACCACCCACGCUGCCCGUGGUGCUCCAGCAUGACGCCAUCGCCACGUCCCUCGCCCACCGCAGCGCCGUGCAGGACUACAUCGUCAGGAACACCCACACCCCACAACUGCAGUGCCCCGAGGAAGAGUGUCCCGCACCCAGAGAGGAAGCGUCGCCCUUCCAGCAGUGUCGGCUGCUCUUCGAUCAGCUCGGUCUCGCCGCCUGGGAGAAGCGCAAGUCUCUGCACACGCUUAAGAAGAAUGACAAACUUCUUAGAGAAAUAAAAAACCUCGAUAAUCAGAAAUGCCGCGAGACACACAAAAUCGCGGUGCUGUACGUGGCCAUUGGGCAGGAGGACAAGAUGUCCAUCCUCAGCAACUCGGGAGGAUCGCAGCGCUUUGAGGAGUUUGUUGGGGGGUUGGGCUGGGAGGUGGAGCUGAGCACCCACACAGGGUUCUUGGGAGGCCUCCAUCGCAACGGGUCUACGGGGGAGACGGCGCCCUACCACGCCACCAGCCUCACCGAGACCAUCUUCCAUGUGUCCACGAGGAUGCCUUCGCAUACUGAGCAGUCCCUACUGCUCAAGACACGUCAUUUGGGGAACGACGAGGUGCACAUCGUGUGGUCUGAACACAGUCGAGACUACAGACGUGGCAUCAUCCCUACAGAGUUCUGUGACGUGCUCAUCGUCAUCUACCCACUGGCCAACUCCCUACACAGAAUACACAUAAGCUCCAAGCCUGACGUGCCGUUCUUUGGGCCGCUGUUCGACGGAGCGCUGGUGGGGCGGCGUGAACUGCCGUGCCUCGUGCGUGCUACGGCCGUCAACGCCUCACGCGCUAAGAGGAGCAGGCUUCCCCUAUACCAAAAUUUCUACGAGGAGCGGGCUCGUGCUCUGCAUGCCAUCAUCGACCAGCACAGCGAGGCCACUACCUUCGAGGCCUUCAUCUCCGCCGUGCACUGCCCGGUCUUCCCUGCUGCCUUCCCUGGGGGACCGGCCCGCGCAUCUGGCACGUCAUUUUUCACACGACCAGGGGAGGGUCCAUCGUCGCACUCGUCUGAUCCCUCCAACGUCUUCUUCCCCACCGAGUCUUCCUCGGGUCUCGCAGCCGCCCUGCUGCUGGAGGGGGGCGCCUGCAAUGCAUGUGGGUCUCCGUCAGGAGGUCCCCACCACGGUGGGUGUAGUGGGGGACAUCAAGGUUCUCCCCACCACCAGCGACCUCCUCUCACCCGCCCCACCAGCUACUCCACAGGAGAACAGCACAACCUCAGAGAGAAAGCUAGAAGCCUGUUUCACUCGGAAAGCGUCUACAACAGCGUCGGCGUUCAGCGUUCGGGGGCCUCUAGCGCACACACUGAUGCUCUCCCACCGUCUGGGGGCAGUGCAGGAGCCCCAUCCCCGCGCUCCAACAAAAAACUUUCUUUUAAAACACCCAGCCGGAGAAUAUCUUCGGGGGUGACUUCGUCCAGUCCCGGCCCUCUGCCAGCGAGCGUCGCCAGCAGGUCUUCUGAAGGCCUCACAGGCGGUGCCCCUUCCAGGGUUCCCGAGUCCCCGAUCCCACCUCCGAGGAAAGCUAAAGAGACGCUGCAUGCGUCAAAUAAUCCGCAGCAGCUGACGCGGCAGCCUCAGCAGCAGAGCAGAUUAUCUGGGCAACCACAACUGCAAGAUCAACAGAGAAGUUCAGCUCAGCCACAGCAGCUGCAGCAGAAGAACCUGCAGCAACGGCUCUCUGUUCAGCCGCCACAACACAGCAGGAGUAAAUGAUGGCCGUUCAGGGGCUUGUGUCCUCUCCUGUCUGAUGACUGUAAUGAGACGUGGUGCUGAUAAUUUUAAGAACGCCCUGUUAUAUUACUCUUGUGAAGAGAUCUUGCCGUGUGUGCUGGAGAAUCAACAUUGAUUGAUCGUUUGUUUCAACGAUUUAAAAUCAAAUUAAUUUCUCUCUGCUCUUUGGAGCUCACCUUUGAAUAUUCUCAUUCGUCUUCUAUUGAGUGUGCGUGACACCAAUUCCAUGCCGAACGUUUUUUCUGUUUUCCAGAAUUUGGUUCAAAUUUUACGAGUUCAAAGCUGAAGAUUUAUCAGCUAUUUUUGAUUUGAUUUUCUACGAUUGUGCUAAUAAUUGACUACGUAUUGGAAUACAUCCUUAGUCUGUGUAGUGGUACUGUAAUUAUGUCGGUGUUAAAAUUGGCACGUGAAGUACAGUAUAUUGUGUGAUGUUUUUUUUUCUUCGGAACUGAUUAACGGCGGUGGCGGUGAUUUUUGUGAGGAUAUGAAGGAAUUUUCAUGAUACAUCAGGGCUUAAUAAUCAAUUUUUAUGCUCCACGCCUGAAAUUGCAAUUUUAUCAAUGAGUCCAAAAUUGAAGCGUGCGUAGUUGCAAGGAUGAAAUCUGAGCCGUUGCGUGCGAGGCGACGUAGCGCAAUGCUUCGUUGCAACUUAAGAGUUGCUGCUGAGUGGGAGAUGUGGCCCAAGUAUACCUACUGCUCAACCAGUUACCUCAGGUGUUGUGCUGUUCAUUGCUUCUUGUGUGUUAUUACCCUUAUUCAGAAAUGGUUUAUUGUAGUUUAUUUUGCUUCCGAAUCACAUGUACAUUUCGUCGUCUUCACUCAACUGUUUAGGUUGAAGCCAAACUGAACGGUUGCCGUGGACUUGUCGCAAUCAGAUUUAAUUUAUUUUCACAUCUGUUUCUUCUUGCCGUGAUAGCUGUAUAAUAUUUUAUCUGUAUGCUGCCGGGUUUCCUAUACCUAACUAUCGUCGAUUUAAACGUAACAGUUUUUCCCUGUUGAUCUUUUGUGGCUUGGGUUCACUCCGGUAUUCGCUUGUCUUCGUCUAAGGCCUUGAAAAGUUACCUUGAUUGUUUACUUCUUGGUAAACGAGGAUCAAAUUUGUGUUAUCUUUUAUUUUCGAUUUCUCAUAAACCGCAGAUUUUGUCCACCAAAUUUGCCGGUGAAUAGUGUGUGAUUGCUCACAUGCACGCUUAUCUAAUUGUUUGAAAAAACUUAUUAUAUCGUAUGUCGAAAAAAUGUAUUUUCUCUUGAAAUGUGUGAUACAGAAACUUUGUAAAGUUAUUCCUAUUUCUUGGCUCCGCACAGAUGCUGUGAUCGAAAAUUUUGUUUCUAUUUUAUUUAUGAACUCGCUAUUCUUCAUGUUUAUUUGGAGUGUGA